This is a messenger RNA of Erigeron canadensis, 1361 nucleotides long. RefSeq names its product epoxide hydrolase A-like. Gene Ontology annotation, molecular function: hydrolase activity. NCBI's taxonomy places the organism in Eukaryota, Viridiplantae, Streptophyta, Magnoliopsida, Asterales, Asteraceae. The record is from RefSeq and is a predicted model, not a curated record. The transcript has 3 exons. Bases 274 to 1245 code for a protein of 323 amino acids.
CUAAUUUUUUCAGUUGCUUAAUUAAUUUGUUAUAUAAUUGGCCAAAAGGAAAAAGACUACUUAAGUACAUGAUCAUCGUAUUAAUUAGUAAUAUAUAAUUAAUGACAGCAAGUAUUCAAAUGCAAUAUGUUGUCUGGCUUUCCAAAGCUGCCGGCUUCUCAUUUCUUGGUAUCACAUAUUUGUUCUUUGCUUCACAACAUAUUCUUGAGCUGAUUAUAUAAUUUCCUGGAUCAUAGUGUCUCUCAUUGAUCAUUACACUCACGAAAGAACAACAUGGAGGGAAUACAACACAAGACCAUAGCUGUCAACGGGCUCAACAUCCAUAUAGCCGAAAAGGGUCAAGGCCCACUAGUCUUGUUAGUCCAUGGGUUCCCUGAGCUCUGGUACUCCUGGCGCCAUCAGAUUGUGUAUUUGGCUGAUCAUGGCUACCGAGCUGUGGCACCAGACCUUCGUGGCUAUGGUGACACCACAGGUGCACCAGUCAACGACCACACCAAGUUCACCAUUUUCCAUUUGGCGGGUGACUUGAUUGGGCUUCUUGAUGCCAUCUGCACGAGUGAAGGUGAAAAGGUGUUUGUUGUAGGUCAUGAUUGGGGUGCGUACAUUGCUUGGAUCUUGUGCGUGUUUAGGCCCGAUAGAGUCAAAGCUUUGGUGACCCUGAGUGUGCCAUAUUUCUCUUGGAACCCGAUGGGACACAUGAUUGAUUUGAUGAGAGCUGUGUACGGGCCGGAUCACUACAUGGUCAGAUUUCAGGAACCUGGAGACAUCGAGGAUGAGUUAGCUCGAAUGGAUAGUAAAACAAUUAUGAAAAAGUUCCUAACAUUCCGUGAGCCAGGACCAAUUUAUUUCCCCAAAGGUGAUGGAUUUAAACAUUCCCCUGAUGACGCCGUAGUCACUUUGCCACCUUGGUUAUCAGAAGAAGAUAUCGAAUACUUUGCUAGCAAACUUGACAAGACUGGCAUUUCUGGUGGAGUUAACUACUAUCGAGCCAUUCCUUUGAGCUGGGAACUCAGUGCAUCAUGGGCUGGCGCAAAAGUGACAGUGCCAUCAAAGUUUAUCGUGGGGGACCUGGACUUGGUCUACCAUAUGCCGGGCAUCAAGGAGUACAUUCACAAUGGUGAGUUUCAGAAAGAUGUUCCGCUACUGGAAGAAGUUGUUGUCUUAAAAGAUGCAGCCCACUUCAUUAACCAAGAGAAGCCCGAUGAGAUCAACAAGCAUAUCAAUGAGUUUCUCAAGAAGUUCUGAUUAUCCCGUGUACGUGUUCAGAGCCGGUCCUGGCAUUUUGGAUGCUCAGGGCAAGAUGAUGAAAAAUAUGCCUAUAUCAAAAAUAUUAAAUAACACAACAAAAUGUUAAAUGUUUA